Molecule: messenger RNA, 2043 nt
Organism: Mesorhabditis belari
Lineage: Eukaryota; Metazoa; Nematoda; Chromadorea; Rhabditida; Rhabditidae
Source: the annotation of a GenBank genome assembly
AUGUUGCGGCAGAAAUUUGAAGCAAACGAUUUGUUCAACAUUGUCUCUGUUGCUUGUAUCAGCCAACGAAGGAAUGUUCUUUUCACGGCAAAUCCCCUUCAGGCAUGGGCACUCGUUGAGGGAGCGAUUGUACCGAGAAUCUCUUUUCCGAAACCAACUCGAUGUAUGUGUCUCUCAACGGAUGAGCGAACGAUUGCCGUUGCAAGUGGAUCAGCUGUAUCGGUGAUCGAUGUGGAUACAGCCACCGAGAUCCGAACACUUGCCGGUCAUGUCGGAAAUAUCAACACCAUCGCGGCUUUCAACAAAAACGUCUAUUGUUGGGCAACCGGUGGUGAUGAUGGUCAAUGUAUUCUAUGGAAUGUGGCCGCUCAUCCGCCAAAUGUCAUGAGAAUUCGAACUCAAACAACAAUUACCGCUUUGGCUUUAUCACCCGAUGAUCGUUUUUGUGUUGUGGGAACGGAUAUGAGUCUUGAGAUAUACGAUCUACGACAAAGAGCUGCGAAAGUCAAGCAUGCUCCAGGAAUAUCGGUGCACGGUGUAUCAUUUCAUCCACGAGAAUUCCUUCUCUCAACAUUUGGCGGUGAUCGAGUUGUCCGUUUCUGGGAUCUCGAGACAUUUGAAUGUAUCGGAGUGAGUGAUGAGGUCGAUGAUGAGAUAAAGAAAGUCUCCUUUGCACCAAAUGGCGAUCUUUUGAUCGCUUGUACAGAUGAGAGUCUUCAUUUGGUCACUUGGGAACCCGUGACAGAAGUCGCCCGUUCUGAUCUACCACCAGAAGCAAAGGUUGUAUCUGUCCUGCCAACUCCAGAUUCAUUGGAAAUUCUGUGUGCGUUCGCAAAUCGAAGUAUUGGACUUUUCAAUACGACAUAUGAGGAAAUUCUCGCUUCGGAAACCAGCGAGUUGGCCGUUGAGGACAUCGAUCCAUUUGAUGAGAUUUUCGGUGAAGGGAAAUUGUCAUCAAUAUCUUCUCCACUUUCUGAUGGAUCCGAUGGGAUUGAGGGAGUGAUUACACCGAUUAGUGAAGGAUGUACACCUGAAGAAGAACAUCAGCCAAUUCCAAUCGGACUCAAAGAUGAAACGUUGGAAGCGGUUCAUCGAGCGGUUUCCACUUCACGAUUACAAGAUACACCACAGUCAACCAAGCCAAUGCCAUCAAAAAGGGCGGAAACUUUGGUGAAAAGAUCAGCCUCUCGAUCAACAUCAUCGUUGAUUUCGAUGGAAAUGGCAAAGUCAUCGACAAGUCAACGAGCCGAUACACCCGAUGAUCCCCAUCCAAUUGCGAAAACGGGAAAUCGAUCCGCUUCAAUCAAAAAAAGCUUGCCUCUGCCCGAUAUGAGACCAAGAAACGCAUCCACUGGAAAACUUACAGAGAAGAAAAUGAACACGAUUCCCCGAAAUGAUCGAAGUGUUUCUGUAUCGGAUCGAAAAACACAAUCAAUUCCACCAAAAGAGAUCACACGAACGAACAGUGUGAAGAGUAAAAAUAAUAACGGCAAAGAACCAGAGAGCUUAUCCGAUGUUUUCAAUGCGAUCACAGCCUCACAUAAUGAUUCGAUGAGAAAAUUGGAGGACAAUAAAAGGGAUAUCACUUCGUUAAUGGAUUUAAUUCGAAGAAGGGGAAUCAUACAAGCAUUUGAACUUUUGGAUGGGAAUAAACGUGAACUCGCCUUAUUGAUCAGUGCAUUGUCUUCUGAAGGCAAUCAAUGGACAAUUUCUUUGGCUUCAAAAGUUCUCCCAAGAUUGAGAUUACUGUCAUCUGGUGGAGCAUCACCGACUACUUCACAAUUUAAUCGAUCGAUUAUUGCAAUCGCUUUAUCACAGAUAGUGGCUCAAGUGGGUGAUCGGAUGAAGGAAUGUGCCCGAGCUCCUUCGUCUAGAAUUGGAGUUGAUGUAGCGGCCGAGGAAAGACAACAACAAGCACAAAAAUGUUUACAGGCCUUAAUGGAACUUCGAAUAAAUGGCUCCUUUCUCUCCGACAAACUUCCCCCUGAGGAAAAGAAAACUUUCGAAAAAACACUUAAUAGAAUCGACGAUUUAUGUAAAGAU